Talaromyces rugulosus is the source of this 2514-nucleotide messenger RNA. RefSeq lists its product as uncharacterized. The transcript has a single exon. Gene Ontology annotation, molecular function: mRNA binding. The record is from RefSeq and is a predicted model, not a curated record. Bases 1 to 2514 code for a protein of 837 amino acids. Gene Ontology annotation, cellular component: cytoplasmic stress granule. NCBI's taxonomy places the organism in Eukaryota, Fungi, Ascomycota, Eurotiomycetes, Eurotiales, Trichocomaceae. Gene Ontology annotation, biological process: mRNA splicing, via spliceosome.
AUGCUCUCCAUGCAAACGGCGGACUCGAAGAAUUCGCGUUUAGGACUGUCGAAACUGCCCGCUCUCAACACCGAUCACACCGGCUUCUCUCACGGCGCGUUCAACUCGAACAAUCCCUCGAUGCAGCAGAGUUUUGGAAAUCGCGAUUCGCGACGGGCUAACAUCCCUUCUAUCAACACUGGCUCCACGUUUCAGAACGGCAACGACCUUGGUGCUGGGUUCGACAUGAACGUCACUCCCCUGCUUCCGUCCCAGCUUUUGCUCGGCAGCCCUUUCCAGCCAGGCACCCCGUCUGCCUUUGCCUCUCCUCAAUUUGCCAACUUUGGCGGCUUUUCCCAGGCAAACUCGGGCCACAACCAAGGAGGCCAGAACCAGCUCGGCAGCCCAACCCAGGCCCACCAGAACGCUUUGUCUCCUCAACUAUACACUGGACUGGUAUCUGCCGAUGGAUAUGGUGGUUCGCAACUUCUCGGAGGGCCCCAGUCACCAAUUGGUGGCUUUCCAGGAAUGAGCAACCAAUUCAAUGUUGCUUCCAAUGCCGCAGUCCCUGGUAUGAUCUCUGGUACUAGCCGUACCGUGUACCUCGGAAACAUUCCGGCAGAAACCACGGCCGAGGAGAUCUUGAACCACGUCCGAAGCGGGCAAAUCGAGUCUGUUCGUUUGUUGCCCGAUAAGAACUGCGCCUUCAUCUCUUUCCUUGACAGCAGUUCUGCCACCCACUUUCACUCCGAUGCCAUUCUGAAAAAAUUGGCCAUCAAGGGAAACGACAUCAAGAUCGGAUGGGGCAAGCCUUCUCAGGUCCCAACCUCCGUCGCCGUCGCAGUGCAACAGUCCGGCGCAUCUCGAAACGUUUACUUGGGUAGCUUGCCUGAGGAUAUUACCGAGGACGAAUUGCGCGAAGACCUCGGAAAGUUUGGCCCUAUCGAUGCGGUAAAGAUCGUCAAAGAGAAAGCAAUUGGUUUCAUCCAUUUCCUGUCUAUCAGCAAUGCCAUCAAAGCAGUCGCCCAACUUCCCCAGGAACCUAAAUGGCAAGCACCUCGUCGAGUUUUCUACGGCAAGGAUCGUUGCGCCUACGUGUCCAAGACUCAGCAGCAAAACGCUGCCCAGUACUUGGGAAUUGCCCCUGGCUAUGCUCACGUUCUCAACAGUGCAGACCGCGAUUUGAUUUCGAACGCUCUCGCCCAGCAAUCUGUUGCAGCCGCAGCCGUCGCAACAACUGCCGGCGGUGUUAACAACCUGGGCAACCGAACAAUCUAUCUUGGUAACAUCCACCCCGAGACUACUAUCGAAGAAAUUUGCAACGUGGUCCGCGGUGGUCUUUUGCACCACAUUCGCUACAUUCCCGACAAACAUAUCUGCUUCGUCACCUUCAUCGACCCGACUUCCGCCGCAUCGUUCUAUGCCUUGAGCAACCUUCAGGGACUGAUGAUUCAUAACCGAAGACUAAAGAUUGGCUGGGGCAAGCAUUCCGGUGCUCUGCCACCGGCUAUCGCUCUUGCUGUCAGCGGCGGAGCUUCUCGUAAUGUGUAUAUCGGUAAUCUUGACGAGAGUUGGACGGAAGAGCGUCUUCGCCAAGACUUUUCCGAGUAUGGCGAAAUCGAGCUUGUCAACACGCUGAGAGAGAAGAGCUGUGCCUUUGUCAACUUCACCAACAUUGCUAAUGCGAUCAAGGCUAUUGAAGGUAUGCGUGGUCGUGAGGAAUACAGACGCUUCAAGAUCAACUUUGGAAAGGAUCGAUGUGGAAACCCUCCCCGACAGAUGAACAACAAUGGAAACCAGCAACAGAACAACCGCAACGGUGUCGAGGAAUCACACUCGGCGUCGCCUCUCAAUGGCUUCCAACAGAAUAUCAGCCAGGGUGGUUCGCAGUCAAGCCCAACACGGCCUGCCCUGUCGCCUGCUCCAGGCUCUACAGGGUCGCAAAACGGACAACAGCAGAACCGUCACCCCCUUCAAAAUUCGUCAUCUCCGUCGUCGAUCUUGAAUGCCGGUGGUAGCAACCCGUUGACGAUGUACCUCAACCAAGUUUCGGCACAGCAAGCUCAGGACCAGGAGGGCCGUCUGACAGACCCUAUGACUUUGGCGACUCUGCAGCAGCAGCAACACCAGGCUCUCGCUAACCAACAGGCUGCCCUUUACACUGGCGCAGCCUCGAAUGAAUUGAGCAAUGGAAGCGUUGCGGAGCCUUCUCUCCACCAACAAAAGCCGUCAAAUGGAUAUCUCAAUGUUUCGCAUGGACACUCGGGGGCUAGCCACGGCUCUUCCAACAGUCUCAGCGUUCCCCGGGCCCAACAUUCUCGCGCUGUCAGCCUGCCAUCCUUUUCCCAAGAGCCAUUUGGACCGACUCCCAGUCAAACAAACCACGGCCGCUCUGGACUGUCACACCAGACUCAGGGAAGCUUCUCCAGCUUUGGCUCGGCCUUGGGCGGUCUAAACCACAAUGGAUUCGGACUUGCCAUUCAAAAUGAAUCGUCUCUUCCGGGCUGGGCGGAAGAGGAGAUCGGGGCGAAGUGA